Molecule: messenger RNA, 2421 nt
Organism: Boeremia exigua
Lineage: Eukaryota; Fungi; Ascomycota; Dothideomycetes; Pleosporales; Didymellaceae
Exons: 3
Coding region: 73-2421 (782 amino acids)
Source: RefSeq, a predicted model, not a curated record
CUGACAACCCCCUCCUGCUUACAUCUUCCCCUUCGACCUGAAUUGACUACACGCAACUGCCGAUUGAAUACUAUGAAGCCUUUCACGCAAUUCGAUCCUGAGUGGAUCAAUAUGCAACAGCAGCACGAGGCAGAACGUAGACAUUUUCAACGCCGCAUCGAAGCAGAAAAGGUUGCGUUGAUUGCGAAACAAGUUAAAGAAGAUGGUGACUACUGGGGCAGAUAUGCCCAGAAGUUGGCAACUGCACCUGGACCAGUUGCAUCCAAGGCACAGCUAGAAACCACCAAGUCAGGCGCUGCACCGACCUGUGCAGCGAGUAAAGUGACCCUGCCUCAACCAGAUCUUUCGACGACGAAGCGAGCGUUGCCAAACACUUGCGACAGUCAGAAGCAGGGCAGGAAAGCGGGGAUGAUCGCCACUGCAGCACCGCAGCAAGCAGGGCAGGCACCGAAGCAGUCGCGUCAAUCUCAGAGAACCCAACAGCCGACUGAACAAGCAGCAAUGAGUUCAAGAGGAGCUCCGCGACCUACGCCAAAGCAAAUCAAGCCGAAGGCGGCUGCAUUGCAAAGCAAGUCAGUCUCUGGUGAAAACGAGGAAGUCAUCGAUCUAUGCUCGAGUGACGACGAUAUGCUGGUCGAAGUCUCAAAGGCCGCAUAUGAAAAGAAAGCCACCGCUCGGACGCUCGAUAUCCCCGGUGUACCCUCUGCGACUUCAAAACUCUUUGGCAGAAACAAUCAUAAUCCUUCAGUAAGUCCUCUGUCUUCCUUUCCACAAUGCUUGUUUCUAAUUUUAGCAGCCAAUUCUAGGUCCAUCGUCCAUAAAGCAGGAGAAGCCAAAGGCUCAGACGCAACCACACUUUCCUCAGCCUGCCCACGACAACAUCGGCAAUCGGAAUCACGACUUUGCGCCACCAGUGCUCAGUAUGGAGCCACUACUUCAUCAUCAUCCCAGCAAUCUCAGCCUGCUUCUCAGGCAGCGCUUGGGGCAGUGCCUCCUAGAGUCCAGACCAAUGCGACUCUCAUCAGUACCCUGCGCGCACAGGAGACUGGAAAGCUAUUUGCAGAUAAUGUCACGAACCUUGUUAACAGCCAUCUCUCGCCAUCGCAGCAGAAACAGCGAAUCUAUGGCUCUACCACUCGCGCUCUUGGAAACGCACGAAUAGAACCUCUUGCAUCAGAUACAUCCAGUGUGCCCAAGAAGAAGAUCUAUGAUGAGGAUGUUCAUGUGGAGGAUGUGCCGACCGCGCUUCUCAGAUCCAAUGUCACAAUCAAUAGGCUGCAUACACCUGUGUGCAACAACAACGGUCUGGACACGAAGACGUCCCCUCUAGAAGCAGGAAGACAUUCAAUCUUCAAUAAGAAUCCGGAGAAGACACAUUUGCCAAGUCCUUCGCCGUCACUUGCUUCUGCGCCACAUACGCCAGUAGAAGAUGAGGCGGAAUCCUUGCUGAACAUGUUCAAGAAGCCUCAACCCCCUUUGACGUCAAGACAUCCUUCUAAUUCCAUUGCGAGAUCUCGAGCUUCCAGCCACACUCUGGCAGAGACUCCAAACCCAGGUCAGGCCUCAACAAUCCGUCGACAAGCGUCUGUUGCUUCAAAAACAUCCAUAGUAUCGACUUCCAGCAGGAAGAGAAAGCAGGUAGACUUGAGCGAUGAGGAGCAAUCCAAUUACGCGCCAUCAGAAGCUCCGACGUCUGCAGCAUGUAGUAAGCCUACCAUUACUCUCGGCCCGCCCCACAAGAAGCCUUCGGUACCCAUCAAGUCAAAGGUAGGCUCAAAACAUGGUCCAGUAUCUGAGCUGCCAUCAUCAUCUGGAAGAAAGAAGACGAGUACGUUUGGCUCUCGAUCAAAAGCCAUCUCGGCGUUCAACGACACUCCAGUAACGCCACCUCGCUCAUCUACUACGACAUCUACGCCCAAAACACCUGUUACGCCGAUCCGAAGCAAAAAAGAUGCACAUGAGAACCCCUUCGAAACUACACCAAGCAAGCGCAAGGCUGCAAUCCGUGCUGAGUCCAAGAUACAGAAGAUAAGACAAGCAGACGAGCUAUUCCACACCGAAGAGGAGAUUCUCCAAGCUACAGCGAAGGAACAUCGCCGGAACGCUGCUGGCACAGACCAGCUCCAUACGCGUAUGAGAAGCAUGAGCAUCACCGCCGUCCCGAUCGGCCCACCCUUUGACACACCGGGCGCUGCAGCGGUAUCUGACAAAUCUGCACGUGCCGACGAUACUUUCGUUGUAUCUAAGAAGAAAGACGGUCUAGAUCCCAAGAAGAAACUUCUGAAGGGAAAAGCCACUGAAGGCCGACGUGCGACGCGUAACAUUGAUGAGGUCAUUGGCGAUGGUAGUGAUGAGGACGCGGACUACCUUGAAGAUUUGCGCUCAGGGUCAGGAGGGGAGGAUGUCGACGAUGUAGGGUGA